AUGUCAAGCCCUUACCACUUGUGCCCCGCAGACGACGAGUUUAUUUCCUCAAAUAAAUCAUCAUUUCGCAUAUUGAGCGCGACAAAAUCUAUCAGGGUGCAGGCCGCUACUCAUAUCGCCCUUCUUCGCCUAUACACCACCACAACAUACCGCUUAUUGACAAAGCUUUGGAGCAACCGCAUCAGAGGCAAUAUCAGAGCCAGCAAGGCGGUCCGUUAUAUCUUCGACCUCUCCUCUAGCAGACCAGUAGUAUCUGGCUUGUAUAUAGCAGUUUUAAACGAAACAAGACGGACUCACGAUCUCCCAUUCAUCUUCAGGCACACCUGA
Pseudogymnoascus destructans is the source of this 327-nucleotide messenger RNA. RefSeq lists its product as uncharacterized. Lineage: Eukaryota; Fungi; Ascomycota; Leotiomycetes; Thelebolales; Thelebolaceae. The coding region runs from base 1 to 327 and encodes 108 amino acids. The record is from RefSeq and is a predicted model, not a curated record. The transcript has a single exon.